AUGAAAUGGAAGAAUGCAGGUUCGAGUUUGAAAAUGCGGCUGUUGUGGCUGGUGUUGAUGGCGGCGCUGAUCUGUUGUGUCGCCGCAACGCCGGGCCUCUUCUCUUCGCUUUUUGGCAGGAACAAUCCGAGCUCGACGGCAGCUCCCAGACUUUUUGGUUCCAACUCUCGGUGCUCCGCGAGCAACAACCAGUGUGCCUACGAGUGCUGCAACUCCGGUCAGACCUGUCUGCGAAACAGAUGCUUCCCGCGUAUUGCUGUCAGUUUCAUUUUUUCUCCAGAGAAUAGAACUUUCAACGCGUGUGAUUGUUAACCUUGUAGAACUGUCCCGUGACCCGAGAUCAGUGUGCGAACACCUGCUGCAGGGCUUCCGAAAUCUGUCGAAAUGGCGUCUGCUCUAGAUAA
This is a messenger RNA of Caenorhabditis auriculariae, 404 nucleotides long. Lineage: Eukaryota; Metazoa; Nematoda; Chromadorea; Rhabditida; Rhabditidae. The record is from the annotation of a GenBank genome assembly.